GGGCGGUUCAGGGGCAGAUGCAGUGGCCUGGAGGGAGGUGAUAGCAUGAAAUUCCCUAACCUAACACAGCUUUGGGGACUGGAGGGGAGGGAGAAGAAAAAGGUGUCAUGAACAGAGAAGUAGAUCUGCUUCCUUCCUGUUCCCCAUGUGCCCUGUUUCCCUCCCCAUGGGUUUGGCUGCUAGAAUGAUCUCUGGAGGCGGAUCCCAUGUCGGAAUCCUGCCUCUUUCCCUUCCCUUCUCUCUCCUCUCCUCUCCACCCAUCCGGCCGGUGCUGGGGCCCCAAAGGGCAUUGCCCCCGGCGGAGCUGGCGUCUGGUUAAUCAUUUAGCUGGAAGCCCGCAGCACCUGGCCCCUCGAGGACUUCUUAAGCAAACCCUGGGGUCCGGAGGAGAGAAAGCUACAGAUCCCUCUAUGCUGUCUGAAGUCUGCUCCCAGCAAGAUAAAUUCACUUCCAGGGAUCAGGAGACAUCAGCCUGCUUGUUGGACAGUGAAUCCUACUGCACCCUGGAGGAGGAAGGAACAGAUCCCCUACCUUCUCAGGCGCCUGGACACCAUGACCUGGAGUCCUCCUAUGUGGAUCCUAGCAAUUCUCCUGACUGGCUUCGGAUCCGGACUCUCCUGCAGCAGCUGCCUCCACAAGACAGUGAUGAACGGUAUUGUUCAAUGCUUGGGGAACAAGAGAGAUUCCAGCUUCGGCUGUUCAGUGCCCAUCGGAGACAGGAGGCCCUGGGUCAGGGGGUCAUUCGAUUGGUGCCCUCUAGGUUUGAAGGGUAUAUGUGUGAGAAGUGUGGUGCAAAUCUGAAACCAGGUGAGCCUGGGGUGUUUGCAGCUAGAGCAGGGGAGAGGAGUUGCUGGCAUCCUGGCUGCUUCACCUGUCAGACCUGUAGCCAGGCCCUCCUAGACCUGAUCUAUUUCUACCACAAGGGGCAUCUGUACUGUGGCAGGCACCAUGCGGAGCUGCUCAGACCUCGCUGCCCUGCCUGUGACCAACUCAUCUUCUCUGGCAGGUGCACAGAGGCUGCAGGGAGACGCUGGCAUGAAGAUCAUUUCUGCUGCUUAGAUUGUACAAGACCUCUGAGCUCUGGGCAGUAUGCUCUGCCUGGCAGUGGUCCCUGCUGCCCCAGAUGCUUUGAAAAUCGACUUCAUUCUGAUCCCAACUCCAGCCAGCCUGUAGAAGAGACCUUUGCCUCCCAGAGCAAAGAUCCUACUGCUGUCUGCUCCAGUUCCUGCCAUGAAAACAGGAUGGAGCAGCCUAGAGAUGGCCCUGAGAAAGAUGAGAUUCCCCAGAGCUUCCUAAACAGUGCUGAGAUCCUUGAGAAGAGCCCCGAAGAGAGAAGACCGAGUUGCUCUUUGAGGACCCCAUGUUCAGGGGAAGAUGGACCCUGCCCCACUUGCUCUUCCUCUUCGGACUCUGAGCCUGAUGGCUUUUUUCUGGGACAGCCUUUACCCCAGCCUGGGGAUGGGAGCCCGGCUGAUCCUGGCAGUUUCCACCUACAUGCUGGGGGCAGAGCCCCAGGGAGACAGUGUAGGGUCUGCUAGAAUUCUGCCCUCCUCACCCUUACUACUACUGCCUCAGAUGUAGGUGGUGAGGAAGUGUGAACCUGAGCCUCUGUCCCAGACAGAAGACUCCCCCCCUCUAGAAAAUGGAGCCUGGAGUCCUCAGUGAAGGAGGUUGCAACCAAGGACACUGACAUUUCAGCAGUGAGCAGGGGUUCAGGUCCCAAGCCUGGGGGUGGGAGUGAGUGGAUAGGACUCUGCUGUGGGGUGAAGAUACCCAACUUCCUGACUAGCAUAUACUUUUUCUUCAUCUUCAAAUAGGUCCAGUCUUUUGGGACUAUCUCAGCUCCAUGUUUGCCAGGCCAGAUAGAGCUAGUACUAGCCUUGCAUUGACAGCUGUCCUCAGGUCAACCACAUCUUCAGUGAAAGCUCAGUUAGUUCUGAAACCUGGGGGGGUCAGUUAACAAGUAUUUAUUAACCUUGAAUGAAGGCACUGUGCCAGGUACCAAGCAGGCACUUAAUAAGUGCUUUUUGACUGACUGGCUGGUGUGCUGACACAAUGGUGUAAAUAAAACUGACCAUGUGACUUUGAACAAA
Vombatus ursinus (common wombat) is the source of this 2093-nucleotide messenger RNA. It is a transcript of the gene PRICKLE4, whose product is annotated as prickle planar cell polarity protein 4. The coding region runs from base 207 to 1538 and encodes 443 amino acids. The transcript is spliced from 8 exons. Gene Ontology annotation, molecular function: zinc ion binding. The record is from RefSeq and is a predicted model, not a curated record. NCBI's taxonomy places the organism in Eukaryota, Metazoa, Chordata, Mammalia, Diprotodontia, Vombatidae.